Messenger RNA from Trematomus bernacchii (emerald rockcod), 1961 nucleotides. Its product is annotated as RING finger protein 150-like. NCBI's taxonomy places the organism in Eukaryota, Metazoa, Chordata, Actinopteri, Perciformes, Nototheniidae. The record is from RefSeq and is a predicted model, not a curated record.
AAACAAAGCAGCUGUUUAGCUCCGUUGAUGCGACCAGAUUCAAAAACAUUUAACUGAUUAUUUGUACCGUUAAAUUAACAGUAAAUCCACGCUCCGGUGUUUCUCUUCGGUCCCGUGAAGUUGAGCUGUUUUAACGGUCGUUUCUUUCCGAAGCUGUUGAGGAUUUUAUUGGAGCUGUUUGUGUUCUCGGUUUGGAGGCUAACGGGCGGAGGCUGAAAACACGGGAGAACUGUGAGGAAUACAAAAGAAAACAAGGAAAAAAGGGGGGGGAAAUAGAGAUAGAAAACAAGGGGAAAAGGUGAUAAAUAUAGGUGGAAACACGAGAAAAUAGAGGUGGGGAAAGGGUGAAAAUAGUGCUCGAAAACACGGGAAAACGGUUCAAAUUGAGUCGGGAAAACCGUGAGAAUCAGAGGCAGAAAACUGUGAAAAAUAGAAGCUGUAAACAAGACAAAAACGGUGAAAAUUGAGACUGAAAACAGGGACCAACGGUUAAAAUAGAGACUGAAAACACAGACAAACGGUUAAAAUAGAGACUGAAAAUAGGGACCAACGGUUAAAAUAGAGACUGAAAACUGUGAACAAUUGAAGCUGUAAACGGCGAAAAGGAAAGCCUUAAAAACACUAAAAAUCCACCACGGGAACACAGUGAAAACCAGACCCCCAAAUCAGCGGUUGUCCUGGCUAACUUCCCUCCGAUUACCCCCUCUUGUCCCCAGAUGAUGGUGGAGUGACCGGUUCUCUCUCCCCGGGUUUAGAGCACCAUGGCCCCGGUUUCUCUGGUGGCCGCCUGCCGCAGCCUGGCUCUCUCCACCUGGCUGCUCUCCUUCUGCUUCGUCCACCUGCUGUGUCUCGACUUCACUGUGGCCGAAAGAGAGGAGUGGUACACGGCCUUUGUAAACAUCACCUACGUGGACCCGGCCACCUCGGAGCUCCGGACUGAGAAGACUGAGUGCGGUCGCUACGGCGAGCACAGCCCGAAAAAAGAAGCCAGAGGGGUGGUGGUUCUUCCCGGAGCUCCACAGGACCGGCAGGCCUGCGACCCAAACACCCGCUUCCUGGUGCCCGGUCCGGCCGCCUGGGUGGCUCUGAUCUCCCGGGGAAACUGCACCUAUAAGGACCAGAUCCGCCAUGCAGCCGCUCAAAACGCGUCCGCGGUGGUGAUCUUCAACGUGGGCUCCAUCAACGCCAACGAGACCAUCACCAUGCCCCAUCCAGGUACAGGUGAUCUCCUGGCCAUCAUGAUCCCGGAGCCUAAAGGUCGGGAGGUCGCGGCGCUGCUAGAGCGCAACGUGACGGUAACCAUGACGAUCACCAUCGGCACCAGGAACCUGCAGAAGUACGUGAGCCGAACCUCGGUGGUGUUCGUCUCCAUCUCCUUCAUCGUGCUGAUGAUCAUCUCCUUAGCCUGGCUCGUCUUCUACUACAUCCAGAGGUUCAGAUACGCCAACGCACGGGACCGCAACCAGAGGCGCCUGGGCGAUGCGGCGAAGAAGGCGAUCAGUAAGCUCCAGGUCCGAACCAUCAGGAAAGGAGACCAGGAGACGGAGGGAGACUUUGAUAACUGUGCCGUGUGCAUCGAGGGAUACAAGCCCAACGACGUGGUGCGAAUUCUGCCCUGCAGACACCUGUUCCAUAAGAGCUGCGUGGACCCCUGGCUGCUGGACCACCGGACCUGCCCCAUGUGCAAGAUGAACAUCCUCAAAGCCCUCGGCAUCGCUCUGAACGCAGACUGUCUGGAAGACCUCCCUCUGGACUACGACCUGACCGUGGGGGGGGUCGGGGGGGCGCUGGCUCUGGAGGCCGUGGUGUCGGGGGGGUCGAGCGACGGGACCCUCAGUGAGGGGGGGGGCUCCUCCGUGCUGCUGGACCCCGGGGUCAGGAGGGUGGGACUGCCUCAGGACUACCAGGACCCUCUGAGAGACAGCCCUGUUACCAUGACUACUGACACACUCACAGUAUGA